Ictalurus furcatus (blue catfish) is the source of this 1309-nucleotide messenger RNA. Its product is annotated as retinal cone rhodopsin-sensitive cGMP 3',5'-cyclic phosphodiesterase subunit gamma-like. Gene Ontology annotation, molecular function: 3',5'-cyclic-nucleotide phosphodiesterase activity; cGMP binding. The transcript has 3 exons. Gene Ontology annotation, cellular component: photoreceptor outer segment membrane. The record is from RefSeq and is a predicted model, not a curated record. Bases 220 to 519 code for a protein of 99 amino acids. Lineage: Eukaryota; Metazoa; Chordata; Actinopteri; Siluriformes; Ictaluridae. Gene Ontology annotation, biological process: positive regulation of G protein-coupled receptor signaling pathway; visual perception; positive regulation of epidermal growth factor receptor signaling pathway.
GGUGAUUUAAAUUCCCAACAAAUCUAAAAUGGAUUUAACUCUUUAACUAACUUCUAUGAUAGUUAAAUAUUUGUAUCAUGGCUCAGAGUGAUAAAAUUAUGCUCCAUAUUCUGUGUUGUAUAAGUCUUUCAGUCGACCUUGGCUUUAUCUCCUUAGUCUAAUCCAUUCACAUCUUUGCAUGCAGACUCUCUGUCCACUCUGUAUCUAUCACUUUCAUCCAUGAGCCUACAAACAGAGCCUGCAUUCAUGAAUGUGAACAUGUCCAAGUCUGAACACAAAGCUGGCAGCAAGAUGGCAACCCGAGCCACAGGGCCUGGAUCUCCACACAAGGGCCCACCGCGUUUCAAACAGAGAUCCACCCGGCAGUUCAAAAGCAAACCACCCAAGAGAGGCGUCAUUGGAUUUGGUGAUGAAAUUCCUGGAAUGGAAGGCUUGGGAACUGAUAUCACUGUGAUCUGCCCCUGGGAAGCAUUCAGUCAUCUGGAGCUGCAUGAAUUAGCUCAGUAUGGCAUCAUUUGAGAAAAAAAACCCUCCUGUACUACAUAGAGCUCUGUUCCUCUGUCUAGCAGUAAGCGUUGGAUUUCUACAUGACUUGUUCAUAGUUUAGAGGAUAAAAAUGGGAACAAAGGGAAAAACAUAACAAAAACAAUCAUAUAUUAGGAUAUAUAUAUAUAUAUAUUACUAUGCAAAAAUUAGUCAGGGUAGAUAGCCAUAUAGUACAUGUGCACACUCUAUAAAACUCUAGAACCCUAAAGAUUUGUCCAUCUAGGGAAACCCUUAAAGCUUCUUUGUAGAAUCGUACAGUGUUUCCCUAUCAGGUAGGGUUCCAUGUAGAGCAUGCCAAAGACGCUUCAUUUUCCAAAGAACACCUGAGGAGUUCACUCAAGUAAGCACUAUAUUUAAAUAUUUAUUCAUAGUAGGUUUACUGCACUAACUGAUUCUAAACUUUAGCUCUACAGGAUUUAUUCAGCUCUUAUUCUUACUUUUAUCAUCUUUUCUUAAACUCCAGUCAAUUUAUAUAAAGCGUUGCCUUGGUAAGUUCACAAAUGUUGUGUGUAUACAGUCUGAGGGUAAUUAAAAACUUUCACCCUCAAAUGUGAAUAAGCAUUACACACAUAAGUUAUUGUAAUAUUUACUUUCAGUAGGCUACAUUCACAAGUACAAAAAAUAGUUAAGUUUUUUUGGUGCAGUUUCUUUGAACAUUACACCAAACUAAUUUAGCUUAUUUGCUUUGAGUAAAUAUUGAGAUUCUGAACAACAACAAAAUACCUGUGAUGGAAAUAUGUUUCUGGUCAUGUUCUACAUUUUA